UGUUAGGAAAUUUAUGUUCCUGUGAAUGUUUCCAAUAGUGGCUGAGCUCGUUUAAAACUAAUCUCUGUUUCAACUCAAACCACAGUUCAACAUCCUUCCAGAUUGGCAAACCAGAAUGUCCCAUCAACCCCCCCUUCCAACCACCGUUCCUCAUCAACCCUCCCUUACGUCCUCCAAGCUCGUCCCAAAGCCCGCUGCGUCUGAAAACUUCAAUCCAAAAAGCAAUCAUCAAUCUCACCCUUCUACACAGACUGGGAAUCUCUCCAAUAUUGUGGAAACUUCAACUGAGACCAAAAAUAAAAGAGCUACACAAAAAGACAAAUCCAGUUCAAGGGCAGGGACGGCAUGCAGAAGCCCCACACGGCCGGUAAUCACACUCACGGAAUCUUCAAUAUCCACUAUGAAUACAGAGAGGGGCGAGAGAAACGAGCGAGGCACGGAGAGAGGAAGACAACCCGGACCUUCUGUAAAGCAACCAAGUCCGCCAAACAGACUUAGUACAGCAGCCGGUACCGUAGAUCGUCGACCAUCUACCCGGAAACAACAGCAUGCAAGCUUUCAAUACGAACAAUCCCAUUACCCACCAGAAGCUGCUUCAGCUCGUUUAUCAUUGCUGCAUACAACUACCUCUGAAAGUAUGAGGAGAAAAGAAGCUUCAUACUAUGGAGCAGAAGAUCAAGUUAAUGAAGGCACAUACUAUGGUGGACUCCAGACAGCAGUACCACACCAAGCCGAACACUCCCUGGCUCGAAGUAGACGGUACUCUCCGCGCCGCGCAUCUCCUCCUCCUCUGGCACCACCAGGUAAAACUAAUAAUCUCCCCUCCCGCUCCAACUCCCGCAGCCCCCCCCUCUCAGAACGCCUCACCGUCUUUCAUAAACCCAUCUCCUUUCUCCCAGCCCAACUGCAGCCUUCCCUAUCUCGUUCCAGUAAUGGUCCCGCUCACUCACCUUCGCCAGCUGAUAAUUUGAGUGCAAGAGACGCAGACAGGAUCUGCGAUGAUCUCGUCAGAAAGGUCAGGGUUGCGCAGUUGGGGAAAAUGUAUGAUAGGGCUGUGGAGGCUGACAGGAGGGGUUUGGUGGAUGACGGCUUGUAUGAUAUGGUAAUGGAUUUCUUCUAUAGGUUUUUACCAAUGGUUUGGGGAAAUGGAGAGAGGUGAGUUUAUGGAUUUUCCUGUGGUAAUUUAUCUUUCCCCUAACUUAUCCCUCUCCCUUCUUAUCUACCUACCCUUUCCCCACCAUCCCUCUCAUUGCAAUGUAGAAAGUACAAGAAGGUGGAAAUGUGGCUGACAGCUAGUGAGCGACCCAAUUAUCAUCAAUCGCCGCCAAAUCCUCGACCACCAACGCGUCUGGCAGAUUUUUGGCCCUAGGGGAGAAGGUCUCUCACGCAAAGAUAGGGGAAAGAAUAGACCGCAUCCGUGGUAUACUAGACCGAAAGACAGGAAGAUGAGCUUGAAGGAGGUUGCUGGGGAAGUUUUGGAUAGUUUACCAAGAGUUCAGAUCGUGCCCGGACCGGCGAAGAGGAAGAAAGAUGAAGGUGAAGGGCAAAGAUAAAUGGCGUGGAGGGCAGGAGGAGAAUGAGAGUCAACCGCGAGCAAGUCGAAGCAGAUAGGAGAAUCUUCAGCGACAGAGUGUCAAUGGACUUUUCAGGAAAUUCCAAGCAACGCCGGAGAUCUCGGAUGCAUAUCAUAGUCAAGUCGAUG
Messenger RNA from Cadophora gregata, 1702 nucleotides. RefSeq lists its product as uncharacterized. The coding region runs from base 116 to 1159 and encodes 347 amino acids. The transcript has 2 exons. The record is from RefSeq and is a predicted model, not a curated record. Lineage: Eukaryota; Fungi; Ascomycota; Leotiomycetes; Helotiales; Ploettnerulaceae.